UGACCACGGAGUAAAAUCUUCCUCGCAUAAGUAUCAGCAACCCUGCAUACUUGAAUUUGGUUUUCUCGUAUGUUUUCCAUGUAAUGAUGUUAUGCAUGUACAUUGUUUUGGUCAGCUGACAGUACACAUAACUGCUCGCACCUUGAUGUGCAUACACUCCAUGGGAAUGUAGCAUGACAGAUCGAUGACAACGAUCAUUAUUAAGUAGUACAGUACUUAGCAAUACUCUUUCAUAACCUUCACUCCCACCGAUACGACGAUAUAGGGCUGUUGUAAUGACCUAUGGGAGUCCUUAACUCCUCGCUAGCAUCUCUGUGCUUCCACAAACACCAUCCCUAUCUUGUCUCCCUUUAUUUUUAUACCAUCCCUAUAUGCACUCUUUUUUUAAUCCGCAGGAUUUUUAAUUUAUUGUAUACUAAGUACUACCGUACUUAGUGAUCCGCAAAAUAUGAUGUCAGAUUCUUAUGCCACAGAGAAAGUAAUUUAGCACCAAUUUUUUACUUUAGAUAAGGGAGAAACUUCUCAAAUGUUACUCAAAGGUGAUUGAUGUUGCAAGGGGCUUGCACUAUUUUCCAGUACAACAUUCAACUUCUACAAAUGCUAGAGCUGAUGUUGACUUUGCUGCAAUGUGCAAUUUAGCUUCACUAGCUACAGAGUAUGAAUGUGCUCCUAUUAUCCUACAAAAUGACACACACAGACAGGAGCACAAUGAUGUGUUUGGAAGAAUUGUUAGAAGCAGUUGUGACCAAGAAUUGAACCUCACUAUUCUUGGGAGAGAGUUUGUUAUACCUCCAAGAAGUACAUUUCUUUUGUCAAACCUCUGUCAGAUUACUCCACUCUAUAACUACACAGCUUGCAAUGGAAAGUACGAUCUGAUUGUCAUUGAUCCACCUUGGGAAAAUCGCUCAGCUAUAAGAGGGAGAAAGUAUGAAUGGCUUCCAACGGAAAGGUUACCCGAGCUAUCCAUUCAAAGACUGGCAGCUAAAGGUGCAUUGGUUGCUGUUUGGGUAACUAACAAAAGGAAAUUGACUAUGUUUAUUCGCCAAAAAUUGUUUCCCAAGUGGAACAUUUGCUAUCAGGCUGAAUGGCAUUGGUUGAAGUUUACUACAGGUGGUGACCUGAUACAUGAGAUGGACUCGGUCCAUAAGAAGCCAUAUGAAGUAGUUGUCAUUGGACGCUAUAUGGAAACAUCAAGUGAUUCUAGUGAUUCCACACCUCCUCCUAAACGGAUUUGUCUUGAGAGCAGUGAUAGCAAUCUUAAAACCGACAGUGAAUUUGGUGGGGAUCAGUUCACGGAACCAGAAUCUGGGAUAAGAAACUCUGACUACAGUUACAGCCCUCCUAAUGAUGUGGAGUUUUGUACAGAAAAGAGACCGAUAAGAGAAAGUUCAAGCCAUGAAGAGCCUGUACACCCAGAGAUUAUUAAAAACUUCGUAUUUGCCUGUGUGGCAAGUCAAGCACAUUCUCAAAAACCUUACCUAGGAGAUAUAUUAGACAAAUACUGCACUAAACAGGGACGGAAGUUGGAACUUUUUGCUAGAAAUUUACUCCCUGGAUGGACAUCUUGGGGAAAUGAGGUUUUAUUGUUCCAAGUUCCAAGAGAAAGUACAGACUACUGUGUCUACAAAAAACACAGGGGUAUAGCAAAAUAAUGUAUUGUAUUACCUAAGUGCAUCAUGUGUUGAGUAUUUGUACAUUAAUAUGAAGUCGGGGUCUGCUCUUCAUCUUCUCGUUUGAGUACACACAUAACUAAAAUUGUAUGACACACAACAUUAUAUUAUGUUACUUUUUUAAACUCUGAGAAAUGAUUUUUAGUUGUGGGUGAUAAAACACUAUAAACUUGUUAUAAGCAAGAAGGAGAAAAUGUCAAAAAUCCAGAAACACAGGAUAGAAAAUCUAUGAUAUAGGGUUCUUUGAAAAUGAGACUCUGAGAUGAUUUGUUUCACUGAUUUUGUAGUUGUGCAUUGCUAUUAGACCGGCUGUAGCUUCUUCGGUAGACCCCAUCUGAAUUAAAGCCAUUCGUCUGUCAUUGUGGAAGAAGCGGAAAUUGACAACAGUACCUCCGGCUGAUACAAAGAGAGUCUUGAUAUAGUCCUCAUCAACUACUUCACUAAUAGAACAAAAUAGUCUAGGUUUAUUGUUAGUUUGCAAGGGUAAAUACCCAGAACAAUCUUUGUUGUACGAUG
Geodia barretti is the source of this 2186-nucleotide messenger RNA. The record is from the annotation of a GenBank genome assembly. Lineage: Eukaryota; Metazoa; Porifera; Demospongiae; Tetractinellida; Geodiidae.